Molecule: messenger RNA, 2615 nt
Organism: Esox lucius (northern pike)
Lineage: Eukaryota; Metazoa; Chordata; Actinopteri; Esociformes; Esocidae
Gene: slc25a10b
Product: solute carrier family 25 member 10
Exons: 11
Coding region: 558-1421 (287 amino acids)
Biological process (GO): succinate transmembrane transport; phosphate ion transmembrane transport; thiosulfate transport
Cellular component (GO): mitochondrial membrane
Molecular function (GO): succinate transmembrane transporter activity; malate transmembrane transporter activity; oxaloacetate transmembrane transporter activity
Source: RefSeq, a predicted model, not a curated record
UAACCCAGUGUAUGCGUGCUUGCCUGCUCUGCUGCGUAGCCUGUAGAAACUGGGGGACGUUCCCCUACUUAUUUUUCCUGGACGAUUUAAAAAAUGUUUUACAGACUACAGAAAAUUAGUUGACCAGGCACCGCGACCUUUGAAUCCGUCUCGAGCUGUGCUGACCACGAGGAAGCAGUUCCAGGGUGGCAAUUGGCUGCACGUGCACUCGCUGCGGCUCCACUCUCCGCCUGCCUCCUUUUCCUAUCACGCGUUCUGGAGAAUUGCCUACAAACGUUAACACGCACGCAGUAUGUGGUGGAUGUGUGUGCGCACGAACACCACAACCCAAAGUCCUCCGGAGGCGUCGGCAAUCAUCGACAUGUUUGAAGAUUAACGUCGAGGUUAUCCUGCAUUCACCCGAGGCGAGGGGACCAAUUGAGAGCACAAACUGCUGCGCCGAACUGCCGGCGUUUCAAGAAGGAUAGGAAGCUUGGCUCCGGGCCGCUUCGUUGUUGAACUGCAUUGGAUUCGACUCAGUGAACCAGAAGUGAUACUAGGCAACGGAAAGGGGAAAUAUGACAGAGAAACGGAUGUCGCGGUGGUAUUUCGGGGGUCUCGCCUCCUGCGGGGCAGCAUGCUGCACUCACCCUUUGGACCUAGUCAAAGUCCACCUGCAGACCCAGCAGAAAGGGAGGUUGGGCAUGGUGGGCAUGGCCAGUCAUGUGGUCAGGACCGACGGAGUGCUGGCUCUCUACAACGGACUGAGCGCGUCCCUCUGCAGACAGAUGUCCUAUUCUCUAACCAGGUUUGCGAUCUAUGAGACAGUCAGAGACAUGUUGGGCAGUAGUAACCAAGGCAACCCCAUGCCUUUCUACCAGAAAGUACUGCUGGGGGCCUUUGGAGGUUUUACUGGUGGUUUCAUUGGUACCCCUGCGGACAUGGUGAAUGUCAGGAUGCAGAAUGAUGUGAAACUACCUCCAGAGCUGAGGAGAAACUACCGACAUGCCGUGGACGGGCUGUUCAGAGUCUUCAGAGAAGAGGGGGUGAGGAAGUUGUUCUCAGGAGCCACCAUGGCCUCCAGCCGUGGAGCCCUGGUAACCGUGGGACAGUUGGCGUGCUACGACCAGGCUAAACAGCUGGUGCUGUCCUCAGGUGUCAUGGGAGAUAACAUCUUGACCCACUUCCUGUCCAGCUUCAUCGCUGGGGGUUGCGCUACGUUCCUGUGUCAGCCUCUGGACGUCAUGAAGACCAGGUUGAUGAACUCCAAAGGAGAAUACUCUGGAGUUAUCCAUUGUUUGAGAGUGACUGCUAAAGAGGGACCUUUGGCUUUCUACAAGGGUCUUGUUCCGGCAGGGAUCCGUUUGAUCCCUCACACAGUACUCACCUUCAUCUUCCUCGAGCAGCUUAAGAACAACUUCGGCAUCGUCAUCAUCUCCUGAGCACGCUUUGGGACCGACAACCUUCGACCUUUGCCCUCUGAACCCCCCCCCCCCCCCCCCCCCAAGCCUGCCAAGUUCAACCAAUUAACUACCACUGUGCCACACGGCCCCCCUCAUCCCUGGAUGUAAUACAAGAAAUGGAAGGACCUAGAGAAAUGGGUAGAUGACAUCACUGGGAGAAAACUCAUUCUACCACGCCCCCAACCCCGGCUUUCCCAUAAAGCUUGUGCCCCAGAACUCACCAGUGGAACCCCCCCACCACAAACAGCCUUCUGCCCCAGUCGAACGCCUCAUCGACAGGGUCAAACGGCGACCUCAUUAUGCGGACCUCACCGAGGACGGACCUCACCGUGCGGUCUUCACCGGGGACGGACCUCACCGUGCGGUCUUCACCGGGGACGGACCUCACCGUGCGGUCUUCACCGGGGACGAAACCUCACCGUGCGGUCUUCACCGAGGACGAGACCUCACCGUGCGGUCUUCACCGAGGACGAGACCUCACCGUGCGGUCUUCACCGAGGACGGACAUAGACUGCUUUUCAUAAGGAUUCCAUGAUUUGAAUGAGGCAUAAAGAACCACUCAACUUGGUCGCUGUAACUGGAACUUCCCCGCGCCUAACGGACCGUGAGGUGACAUUAUGGUGCCGGGUCUUAAUCUGUGUCUGUGGAACCCACCCAUAAUGCCCUGUUCCUACUCACUAGGGAUGCUUUCUAUCGUAACAACAGGUCAGUUAUAUAACUGGUUGUAAAAGUCUCAUGAGACUCACUUCAUCUACUCUGACGCGUUGGAGAGUGACGUAGGGGGACUAUUCCUACCUAUAAUGGAAGUGACAUAACAGGAUAUAACACCGUGGCUAUGAAGCCAUCACAUGCUUUCAGACAGAGGCACUUAAAAUGCACUAGGGGGAUUUUGUGAUUUCAGCUAGUAGAGGUGAAAGUUGUGCCCCUCCCAAGCCAAAACGAGUCCCUGUUUUGUUUUUUGUUUUGUUCUUGGUGCUAUAGCCUUCAGUUGUGUCACCCAUUUCGUAUGAUAUGUUACGAGCCAUUUGAAACACGUCAUAUGUAUCUGGUUUGCUUCUGAUCCCACGGUGUAGGUUUAAUCAAAGAUAUGUUUGGACACAGAUUAGUUUAUCCCCUGAACAGUUUAACAGUGAACAAAAAUAUAACUGCAACAUUAAACAGAAUCAAAGAUUU